This is a messenger RNA of Caenorhabditis briggsae, 1941 nucleotides long. Gene Ontology annotation, cellular component: cytoplasm. Bases 1 to 1941 code for a protein of 646 amino acids. The transcript is spliced from 12 exons. The record is from RefSeq and is a predicted model, not a curated record. Lineage: Eukaryota; Metazoa; Nematoda; Chromadorea; Rhabditida; Rhabditidae. Gene Ontology annotation, biological process: proteolysis; peptide catabolic process. Gene Ontology annotation, molecular function: peptide binding; metalloaminopeptidase activity; zinc ion binding.
AUGGAAAAUUGGGGUUUGAUAACAAUCCGACAGCGUGACGGGCUUUACAAAGAUGGGUUAUUUCCAAUCAUCCAGAAGCACAACCUUCAAGAAAUCAUUGCUCAUGAAGUGUCUCAUCAAUGGUUCGGAAAUUUAGUAACCAUGAAAUGGUGGAGCGAUCUUUGGCUGAAUGAAGGAUUUGCUACACUUAUCAGUCUCAAAGGUGUUGAUUUUUUGGAAAACACCACUUGGCGAUAUGACGACAGAGCAGAGUUACAAUGUUUUGCUCUGAGAUCUGAUCAGAUUAAUGGUAUGAUUCCAGUCAGUGGUGGAGAGUAUUCGAAUCCUGGAAGAUACACCGAAGUUACUUCACACUUGAACCACAUCAUCUACAAAAAAUCCUCGAUCAUCAUCAGAAUGAUUGAACGGAUUAUAGAAGAAGAUACUUUCAAGAAAGGACUUCGCAGAUUUCUGAACAGUUUUCUGUAUAAAAAUGCUGAUCACGAGGACUUGUUCAAUGUACUUGUCUAUGUUCACGAUUCAUCAGCAGGUGGUCACCUCAGUGGUCAGAACUUUUCUCUUUCUGAUGUAAUGGACACAUGGAUCCGACAACCACACUUUCCAUUGGUUCACGUGAAUCGCAAAGAAGGCAGUAUCGUAACACUCAGACAGGAGAAGUACGAACACGUUCCAUAUCUAGCCAAAGUAAAUGAUCAAGUAUGGAAGAUUCCGAUAUUCUACGACGAUCCCGUAUCCGCAAAACACAAAGUGUUCUGGUUAACUGAUAAGCAGCCACACGUUUUUGAUAUGGCUGGACAGUACGUCGUGGAUCCGCAUCAGCUGACAUAUAUGCGUAUACGAUAUGACAUUGAGAUGUAUUCGGAUAUCACUAUGGCACUGCUUCACGAUUAUCGUGUGAUUCCAACCAACUCCAGAAGUCGAUUAAUUGAUGAUACAUUUUCAAUGGCAGAGCAUGAUCAAAUGAGUUACAAGGUUGCCUUCAAUGUCACGAUGUACAUGAGUAAAGAGACCGAGUACCGCCCGCUACAGACGUUCAGUGCUUAUAUGGACUAUUUCCUCCCGAGAAUGUAUGGUCUUGAAUUCUGGUCAGAAUACCAAGAAUAUUUGUCACUCAUUAUUGGAAAACUAUUCGACCAGUUUAACGCUCAAGGACUAGAUGCGGACAUGGACAUACAACAUGAUUUGUUCUCCGCUCGAGAUAUCGUUGUAUUAAGAGCAUGUAUAAUCGAUUACGAACCAUGCAUUCAAAUGGCUACAGAGAGAUUCCAAGAGGUUCGGAGAAAUUGUUCUGGAAAAUUUCAGUUGUUGAGUGGUUCGGAUUGUAACAAAAUUCCAUACUACCUCCGCCCUUGGGUUUAUUCUGCUGCGAUCAAGCACGGAACAGAGGAUGAUUUUGAUUUUCUGUUCGAAAAAUGGAACAUGGAACAUUAUAUGAUGGAAAGAGAUAGUAUUUUCAAUGGUCUCUGUAGCACCCGCUUCAGGGAAAAAAGUGAUUUAGCUUGGAAAAGACUAAUGAAGAACCGCGCAAGAGAAAAUAUCUUAUUGAGAUGUGUUGCUUGUUCCAAAACUAUGUUCAAUGAUACUUUACUCUUGGAUAUGUUUGAAGAGCAGCCUGAAUAUAUGAAAGAACUUGUUGAAACAGCUGCUAACGAUCUAAGCGCUGUUAUGAUACUAAUCUACCGAAAUAUGCAAUUCGAGAAAGAUGUCAAAAGGAUGGAUAAUGUAUUAAAACCAUAUAAAGAUUUGAUAAGAUUCCUUGCUAAAUACCGAUCCCAGGCACUUGGUAGAAUAGUUUGGCGCCAAGACGUAGCUCCAUAUUUUGCUGGAAACGCUUCAGAAGCAAUUCAAAUAAUAAAAAUAUACACUCAUUUGACUGAAAACCCCAAUUAUCGUGAUCCAAUCCAUUUCUCCAUAGUGAUCUUCCCCAGUGAAUUCAUAUGA